CCUACUACAUCUGAUCCUGGUCCUAUGAUGAAGUCUGGCUCCAGCAUGAUAGCAAUAAAAGUGAAUGAUGAGGACUAUCUUGCAGUAAUUGGAGGAUGGGGACCAUCUUCUAAUAAUACCCCCAAACAACCUGGUGCCCAGUACAGUGAACGUUAUGGUAAUCAACUUUGCAAUGAAGUACAUAUGUACCGAUUAAAAACUGAUGAAUGGAUUUCACCAACUGUCACUGGAGAUAGACCACCUCCUAUUUAUAACUUCUCUUUAUCAUCAAUAACUAAUACCACUGCUAUAUUGUUUGGUGGCGUUGCUGGUCAUGAUAGGCCCAUUAACGAUGUAUAUGUAUUUGAAUUUACCAAGGAUAGUACCGACAUAUUGAUGAGUGGUUUCAAAAUGAUAUAUGCAUCAAUGGGCAUCAUGCACUCACAACACUAUUGA
Molecule: messenger RNA, 435 nt
Organism: Amphimedon queenslandica
Lineage: Eukaryota; Metazoa; Porifera; Demospongiae; Haplosclerida; Niphatidae
Exons: 3
Coding region: 25-435 (136 amino acids)
Molecular function (GO): protein binding
Source: RefSeq, a predicted model, not a curated record